CUCCCCCUCGCUAGUCCAACACGAUCGCAAACCAAUCACGGCCCGACAGGUAUACCACGGACGCAUCGUCGGAGAAAGAAACCUCGGAAUUGUUCCAACUCGGCCAAAGGAUCGGUUGGCGUCCAAGCGGAUUCUACAAGUAAACCACAGAGCACCAAACAAGCGAGAAAUGGGUUCGAAAAGUGCUACCUCCGGCUACCGAAACCGCCUGCUAUUAGUAGCUGCCGGCCUUAUACUAUUUUUGAUACCGUACAGUUCCGCCCUGAGGGAAGGCGAGUGCGAAGUGUGCGUUAAAGUAGUGGACAAGUUCGCGAACAGCCUUGCGGAUGAUGUGAAGAAGGAUACGAAGCGGAUAGAGGAUGAGUUCCGCACUUUCUGCAAAAAAUCCAAAGACAAGGAGCAACGCUUCUGUUACUACCUCGGUGGCAUGGAAGAUUCGGCCACGGGCAUUCUGAAUGAGCUUUCCAAACCGGUCAGCUGGGGGAUGCCGUCGGAUAAGAUCUGCGAGAAGCUGAAGAAGAAGGAUGCCCAGAUCUGCGAUCUGCGAUACGACAAACAAAUCGACGUGAAUGCCGUCGAUCUGAAGAAGCUGAAGGUGCGUGAUUUGAAGAAGAUUCUCUCGGAUUGGGAUGAGGAAUGCGACGGGUGCCUGGAAAAGACUGAUUUCAUUAAGCGCAUCGAGGAGCUGAAGCACAAGCACAUUAAGACGGAGCUGUAACAUCAUUCGGUGUUGCGGGCCAAGCCAGAAAAUCGAGCCCCACCGCACGCCGUCUCUUCUGCUGUGUCCUUCCCUCUUCAUUGUGUUCCAUCAUCAUGGCCUGUACUGCUCCCGAACCACCGAAGUUAAUUUAUUGCUCACCCGCAUGCCACGCAAAGCGGCUGAUUGUGUGUAAUCGGUAGGCAGCGGAAAAACUAUGUAGGCCUUGUGCACGCAAUCGCGAUUUGGUGACCCCUGUACCGUCGCACCAAAAUCACAAGGAUAUGCACCAGCUAGAAAUAACGAGGCAUAUGUGCGAAAGACAAAAAGAAUGAUCAACAAACGAAUGUUCGAAUGAGAACGGAAGAACUGGAAAUAUAAACGUUGGCAAG
Molecule: messenger RNA, 1089 nt
Organism: Anopheles darlingi
Lineage: Eukaryota; Metazoa; Arthropoda; Insecta; Diptera; Culicidae
Gene: Manf
Product: mesencephalic astrocyte-derived neurotrophic factor homolog
Exons: 4
Coding region: 170-718 (182 amino acids)
Biological process (GO): neuron projection development; dopaminergic neuron differentiation
Cellular component (GO): endoplasmic reticulum
Source: RefSeq, a predicted model, not a curated record